AUGACUUCUGCAGGCAGCCUCGAGUCCUUACUCCUGCGCAUACAGCGCAUCGAGGACAUAAACGAAAUUCACAUCAUGGGCCGCCGAGCAUACCACCACUUGGCCGGUCGUCACAAUCUUGAAGUUGACGAACUUCAGAGCUCCCAGGACGCUGUCGUCUUCGAGACUGAAGACGUCGGUGCCUGGACGAGCCUCAAGACCAUCAAGGAGUCGUACGUCGAGAAGAACCCCUUCCCGUCUGGCACCAAGGGCCUGCUGGUCGAACACACAAUCACCACCCCUGCAGUCGAAAUUUCCGGAUGCGACGUGCCCAAGGCCCACUGGAGCUGGGGCCGAUACGCCGUCGGCUUCCGUAAGGAGGACGGCAAGUGGAAGAUCUGGCACUUGAACGUGCCGACUAUGUUCCGCACCGCCUUUGACGACACUGGCCAAGACUGCCUUCAAGAAGCCCGAGUUGCUGCCCAAGGAUGGUGA
Molecule: messenger RNA, 474 nt
Organism: Ilyonectria robusta
Lineage: Eukaryota; Fungi; Ascomycota; Sordariomycetes; Hypocreales; Nectriaceae
Exons: 2
Coding region: 1-474 (157 amino acids)
Source: RefSeq, a predicted model, not a curated record